AUGCCCAAAAGAACGUUUAUUUCAAAAAAAGAAAAAACUGCACCGGGUUUUAAGGUAGGAAAAGAUAGAUUAACACUACUUAUGUGCAGUAACGCCUCAGGUGAGCACGUGGUUAAGCCCAUGCUAGUUUAUAAAUCCCUCAAUCAAAAACUUAAUAAAAACGCUUUACCAGUAUAUUGGGCUGCAAAUAAGAAAGCUUGGGUUACCAUUGACUUAUUUAAGAAAUGGUUUUUAAACUGUCUUCUUCCAAGCGCGGAGAAGUACUUAAAGCAAAAAAAAAUAGAUUUUAAAAUUCUACUAAUAUUGGAUAAUGCACCAAGUCACCCGAAAAAUUUUAGUCACCCAAAUGUUGAAGUAAUAUUUCUACCGCCGAAUACAACUUCAUUACUUCAACCACUAGAUCAAGGUAUUAUAUCUACGUUUAAAUCUUAUUACAUAAGAACAUCUUUGCAAUGGAUUUUGAAUAAAGUUGAAGAUGAUUCUAUCGAUGUCAUGCAGGCUGGGAAACGCUUUACAAUUUUGGACUGUAUUAAUCACAUAUCUUCAUCCAUUAAGAAAUUAAAACCAUCAACAUUGAAUAGUUGUUGGAAAAAUCUAUGGCCAGAGGCAGUUGAAAAGGAUAACUUAAUUGAUCCAGAUCAUAACGAAGUAUUAGAUACAGUUGUAGAAGUUGCUAAGUCUGUAGGAGGGGAAGGUUUUGACGACAUGAAUGUCGAAGAUAUUUAA
This is a messenger RNA of Onthophagus taurus, 726 nucleotides long. NCBI's taxonomy places the organism in Eukaryota, Metazoa, Arthropoda, Insecta, Coleoptera, Scarabaeidae. The record is from RefSeq and is a predicted model, not a curated record.